Cydia pomonella (codling moth) is the source of this 1983-nucleotide messenger RNA. RefSeq lists its product as uncharacterized. The record is from RefSeq and is a predicted model, not a curated record. The transcript has 7 exons. Bases 414 to 995 code for a protein of 193 amino acids. NCBI's taxonomy places the organism in Eukaryota, Metazoa, Arthropoda, Insecta, Lepidoptera, Tortricidae.
GGUGGACUUAAUGCCACGAGGCAUUCUCUACCAGUUAACCUUAAGGCUAAGCAGAGAGAUUGUGAGCGGUGCUACAAUUACAACAGCAAAACAAAUCAUAUAGUUAUUAAAUUUUUUAAUAAAAAAAAACAAAACGGUGAAAUUUUGAUACUUUACGUAUAUUAAAAAGAGUAUUUUUUAGGGGAAAGAAGUAUUAUUAAUCCAGAAAUAUCAAUAAAUUGAGUAGUGCCGUCUUUGACUCUUUGCACCUUUUAUUUUAGCACUUCAUUACUAUGGUCACUUUUAUUCACUUCAAUAAUACGGAGUAUUUAUUUGGGGAAACUACGGAUGUUAGGAAGGAAUAGCUUUUAUCAUUAUCAUUUUAAGCAGACGAAGUCACGGACAGAAGCUAGUUGUACCUAUAAUAAUUAACCAUGGAUUUUCAAAGAAAAAUAAGCCGAUUAAGACAUGACAUUGUUUUAUAUAAUUUAACAUUUUGUGGCUGCGCUGUGAUGUUUUUAUGGUUAUUGCUUCUUAUUGGUUCACAGAUAUGGUGCCUAGCAGUGUGCCCGCCAGUUCACGAACAGGGAAAAGGUUGCGAAUUGGCAAAGGAGCUAAUAAACGUCAACAAGACACGCGUGAGAUACAGGCGCAUACUGCAAGACCUUACCAGAAAAAACGAGUCAUCCGGCAGACGUAAUCCAUAUCCUGACUAUGGAAAUAAUGAACACGAUAGUGCCGAGAAGACAGUAACCACAACGGAAUCUUCAAAUAUAACGAAACUAUAUUGGAACGUUACUCACGAACGAUGCGACUACGAGAGGAUACGCUGUUUGAGGGCAUACGCUACCGGAGCAGUUUGCGCUCGGACGCUAUAUUAUAACUACUACAGCUUUCCUAAUUAUUGUACUCUGGAGUAUCAUAACUGUAUCAGCAGAUACGAAGGUAUUUGGACGAUCGCUUAUAUGGGUCUUUGUACAGAAGUCGAUUUACAAAAAGAAAUAUAUGGGAUAUGAUCAAAUGACAAACGUUUCAUUUCUAACACAAAUGUACGUUGCUGACUCUGGCGACCUAACGAAUGUCGGCUGAUUAGGACCAUGGAACCAUAUACAGCUUCGUAGACCGGUGUCACUACCGGCUCGGCUAAGCAAUAUCAGCUGAUCAAUAAGGCCCGGUAUUGUGGGUGCGGCUAUUGAUAGAUUGUGGAGAGAGAGCAACGCUUAUUGUUGGUAAAUUCUUGUUUAAUGCCAUGUACUAUUAUUAGUAUAAAACCUCAAUGUAUAUCAAACUAUCUGAUACGUACUCGUACUCUUUUCACCGGCCAAUUAUUGAAAAAUAAUGCUUUAAAAGCGGCCAAGUGCGAGUCGGACUCGCGCAUGAAGGGUUCCGUACCAUUUAAGACGCCCAUUGGCAUAAUACAGCUCAUUAUAUCUCAGUAUGCUGGCAUACAAUAACACCGUUUACGAGCAUGUGUGAUGAAAAAAACUAUCAUUAAUUAUUGUCGAUACGUUCGUUGUUGUUUAUUGUCUUGUUCUCUCCCUACAAUCCGCACCCAAAAUUCUGAUUUACUGAUCAAGAAUACGAUUACCGUGAUCGAGAAAGUAUCUAUGUAAUUCCUUAAAUAGGUUGAUGUCAUGAUGAUGAACUCUCCAAGUUAUCGUAUUCUUGACCAGUAGAUUAAACUUACGACGGACGGACUUAUGACGGAUUAACAUUUCCAAUAUGUCGGUUUUUUUUUUCAAUAAUUGGCCGUUGAAAAGAGUAAGAGUUUUAUACUAAUAAUUUUACACUAAUAAUAGUACAUGGCAAUAAACAAGAAUUUACUAACAAAAGGCGUUGCUCUCUCUCUCUACAAUCUGUCAAUAGCCGCACCCAAAAUACCGGGCCCUAUUGAUCUGCUGAUAUUGCUUAGCCUAGCCGGUAGUGACCCGGUCAGAAAAGGAGGAGAGGCCUUCGCCCAGCAGUUGGUUACCUAGGCUAAUAAUAUAUAUAUAUAUAUAUAUA